AUGCAACAACCUAUUCUAGAGUCUCCUUCGCAACCACAGAAUAUCCAUGGGCUAACGCUGAAAGGCAAACAAGAUGAAAAUUGGUUCCAGCUGUUGGGCCCCUUUAUCAGUCAGUGGAAUAAUCGAGCUGAGUUUAGGGUCGACAUUUAUCCUCGACAAGAGGGCCUAUUGAGUUUUAACUCGGAUUACAUGGUCUGGUAUAGGCGAAAAACAAAAAUGUUUGUCGACCCAAACAAUGCAAACACGGCUACAUUGGGUGAAGUUACCGAGACAUUGCAGUAUAUGGUGUCACCACAAGGGCGAAACACAUGGACAGUUGAUGAUCUCGUGCCAUAUGUGGAAAAGUUAGCGAUUAUAUCCCAAGAGCAAGAGAGGAUCACUGAGCCUGUGGCACAUGGUCCGGCAUCAGAGCGUCGAUUUCCCCCACAACAGUUUCACAUGCUUCAGUCAAGUGUUGAAACUCGAGGAUUUGACAGACGAAGGGAGAUUGUUCACGCAGAAGAUUUAUCGCAGCAAAUGGACCAGCGUGGCCAUGGAAUGUAUUACACGCCACCAACAUUUGCUCAGUAUCCUUCGCAGAUGUAUCAGUAUCCUUUCGAGGAUCAUGACACUGAUAUGUCUGCAAGCGAACAUUCGUUUGGUGGUGUUACGGAAACACAUCCUCAUUUUUCAUGGCCGACCAUGACCCCUUCGCAGCAACAUCAUGUCCCAAUGGCAACACCUAAUGCCCCAUUAGGUCCGCAAUGGGAUGUACCCGGAGCAAUACCUGAUAUGGGUGACAUAUUAGGUGUUGAUUUGCGUCACGAGUUUUCUGCAGAGGCUGAGCAAGAAGGGCGGAGACAGCGCGCAAGAAGAAAUCCGGAUCGUCAAGCCCGUAGGUGGGAUCUACCUUGUGGCACAUCCUCGCGCCAUCACGGACACCAUAAUGAGUGA
Molecule: messenger RNA, 933 nt
Organism: Glycine soja
Lineage: Eukaryota; Viridiplantae; Streptophyta; Magnoliopsida; Fabales; Fabaceae
Exons: 2
Coding region: 1-933 (310 amino acids)
Source: RefSeq, a predicted model, not a curated record